UCAAUUUCAUCAUCAGCAAUUGAAUAAACUCGUGGACGUAAUUUUGGAGUAAUUUUAAUAGUAUUUUAACAUUAAUAAUAAGUUUUAAAUAAUUUUAUAAUGAUGACGACCUGUCAGAGUGAUAACGAGUUGAAGAAAUUACUUCACAGUCCAGCGAAAAGUUCGAAUUAUGAUAAAUUAUCAAUGGCACCUCCACUGUCUACAAAUGUUCCAAGACCAAGUACAUCACAAAACACAAAUCCACAAUUGUUAAUGACACCAUUAGCACCAGUUGGUGCUCCUCCUAAAGAUGAACCACCUGAACCAGUUGUCCAAAAUGUUGUGUCGACAAUAAAUCUUGGCUGUGAAUUAGAUUUAAUGAAAAUAUAUGCUCGUGUUAGAGCAGCUGAAUAUAAUCCAGCUCGUUUUACUGGACUAGUCAUGAAAAUAAUAAGUCCAAAAACAACAGCAUUAAUAUUUAGAUCUGGUAAAAUGGUUUGUACUGGUUCAAGAAGUGAAAAUGAUUCAUUUUUAGCUGCUAGAAAAUUUGCUCGUAUCAUACAAAAAAUUGGCUUUCCAGUAAAAUUUUUAGAUUUUAAAAUACAAAAUAUGGUUGCAACUUGUGAUCUUAAAUUUCCAAUUAAAAUUGAAGAUUUUACAUCUAGUCAUAAUAAUUUUUGUUCUUACGAGCCUGAAUUAUAUCCUGGAGUUAUUUAUAGACUUGUAAAACCAAGAGUUGUGUUAUUAAUAUUUGUCAAUGGAAAAAUUGUUGUUACUGGAGCAAAAACACGUGAUGAUAUUCAAAAUGCACUUCAUCAAAUUUACAGAUCUUUAAAAACUUAUCGUAAAUAUUAA
Aphidius gifuensis is the source of this 834-nucleotide messenger RNA. It is a transcript of the gene Trf, whose product is annotated as TATA-box-binding protein-like. Bases 100 to 834 code for a protein of 244 amino acids. Gene Ontology annotation, molecular function: RNA polymerase II general transcription initiation factor activity; DNA binding. NCBI's taxonomy places the organism in Eukaryota, Metazoa, Arthropoda, Insecta, Hymenoptera, Braconidae. The record is from RefSeq and is a predicted model, not a curated record. Gene Ontology annotation, biological process: DNA-templated transcription initiation. The transcript is spliced from 3 exons.